Mytilus trossulus (common blue mussel) is the source of this 3593-nucleotide messenger RNA. RefSeq names its product WW domain binding protein VOPP1-like. Lineage: Eukaryota; Metazoa; Mollusca; Bivalvia; Mytilida; Mytilidae. The transcript has 4 exons. Bases 37 to 480 code for a protein of 147 amino acids. The record is from RefSeq and is a predicted model, not a curated record.
CCGAAAUGUUUUCAAUGUCAAAGGUCAGGAGAAAAAAUGGCGUCGGAUCUGAUGUUUUGUUUUUUCUUUGCACAUUUUUUAACAGAUUUGGUAGAAGGCUAUUACUGUGACAGUGAAAGAUGUUUGGAGAAUGAGUAUUGUUGUGGAGAUAAUAUAUGCUGUGUGUCAUAUACAGUUUGGGAACUGUGGUAUUUCUGGUGUGGUAUAAUUUUCUUCCUUGUACUGCUGUCCAUGUGUUUAUGUUUAUGGAAGACAAGAUACAGAGACAGUCGAAUCUUUAUUGGUACUUCUCAACCUAUAUACAGUCCAUUGUCAAGCAAACAGCCAUCCCUGGCAAAUGGUGAAAGAUAUAGAGAUGAUAUUACAGAAGCAGAGUAUUACAGAACCCCGCCCCCUACUGAUGUAUAUGGUUACAACAAAACAGUCCCUCCUACUUAUGAAGAUGUCGUCAACAAUUACAAAGAAGAUCACAAGAAAUAGCCUACCAACGUUGAAAGAGGGCAAAAGUGCAAUUGAAAACUUUGACGAUAUCUGAUUCUAGGAUAUCUAUCUGAAUGACGAAUAUAUACCAUAUCUCAGGUCAAAGGUCACAGACAUGCAAAUGUUUUAUUUUUUUGUCUCAAAUAUCUGUAUACAAAACUGGUACACAUCCAAGUUAAAUUAUGUGUUAUAUGAACUUUGAGGUAAUGAAUGUUUUUAUUAUUACAUUUGUGUUUAUACAAAUCUUAAUGGAGUCUGUCUUUGUGAUAAUGCUGGACAAUUGUUGUUUUAUUUUGUUGACAGAAUUCUAACUAUCAGAAAAAGCUAUGUACAACAUAAUUUAGUGAAGAGAAAACUUUCUGGAGAAUUUUUUAAUGACUGGUAUUUCAUUAUGGUCUCAGAAGUAUGAAAAUCAUAUGUUUUAUUCUUAUGAUAUUAUUUCAUUAUUUUAUGAAAUAUGUUUCUAAUAGAGAUUUCUAUGAAACUAAAUUUUUACAGACAUGCUAGUCUGUUAUAGUCAAUGCUGAGCAUGUAAUAAACAAUAUAUCAACAUGGUGUUGUUGGAUUGCUGUCACCAUCAUAUUUACACCAUUGUCUAUGUAGAUAUAUUUAUUGAUGUAAAAUAAUACUAAAAAUGAUAUUAUUUUAAUGGAAGAAACAGUGAACAUAAAUAAUAGUCUCUAUCUUAAAAAAGAUAUACACAUUAGAAAUAUAUAUCGGGAACUUAAAAUGUAUUUUCUAUGUAAUCUGCCAUUUAAAAAUGUGUUUUGCACGUAUGACAGCUUAUUUGUUUCAGGACAAAUAAUAAAUAAUCUGAUGUUUCUUUCCAAAAUAAGUUUAUAACAAGUGAAAAUUAUGAAUUCAUGUUUUUAUUAUUAAAGUUGUUAUGUGUGCUACAGUGUAUGAAAUUUAUAGUCUUGGCAAUAAACCUUUCUGGAAGUCAGUAACAAAUCUGCCUAAAUUUGUACUCAGUUUAAUGCUUAUUCUAAAGUUUUUCAUAUCCUAAAUGAAUAACACAGAAAAAAGGUUGAAAUUCUGUUAGCAAAGUGAUUGCUUAAAGGAUAAAUUAUAUCUAAAAUUAUUAAAAGAUUUUCUUUAUCCAAUGUACAAAAACUUGAAAAGUAUCGUCCAAACUUUGUAUGAAAUGUUUGUCACUGGACAUUGAGCAAAAACAAUCAUUUAUUUCUCUAUAUUUUGAUCAUGGAUAAUAUAUGGUUGUUCUCUCCAUUUAAACCAGUGAUAGUUGUUAAAUUAUUUUUGUGUCACAAAUGUUUUGUCAUGUAUCAUUAUUUCAACAUUUAUAUAGAUUUUUGUUAAAAUUGUUUAUCCAUACAAUCUUUAUAUGAAUGUGUAAGAUUUAUACUCUGAAAAAUUUGAAAAUUUAGCCUUUUGUAGAUUAACAUCAACAAUUUUGGCCUUUAGGAAGAUAAUAGAAUGAAUAAAUGCAUUCUUAAAGGAAUCAAUAUUGAUGUGCCAUCAUUUGUCUGAGAAAAAAAAGUUAUGCCCUCUGAAUUAAAAAAAAAUAUUAAUUAAAUGAUUUGCUAGAACCACACUUCAUUUAUUUUAGUCUGUUAUCAUUGGUAAAUUUGCAUGACAUUUUUUUGUUUGUUUGUAGAAUUAAUUUCACUAUAUAUAAAAUGGUCAUUCACUUCAGCUUCAGUGGAAAAGUGUAAACUACUUGCUGUAUAUAAUAAUAUGUGUAUGUUUCAAUAAUGCUUCAGUGAGGGAUAUUAUCAUUCUUAAACAUGUAUAAAUUGGGAAAUUGUUUUGUAAGUUUAUAAAUGUUAGUUUCACAAUAAUUAAGAACAAUUCAACUGUUUUAAAAAUAUGCAUAAGCUGAAUUAAAAUGCAUGUUUUAAAUCAUUCUUAUUAUGGUUCAAUUUUUAUAGCUUUGUUAAAAAAAAUGUAUAAAUAAUAGUGCUCUAUAUGUAAGAAUUUAAAGGAUCUUUAUACAUUUAGUCCCGCUCAUAUAGGAAUGUUCUAUCAGAAGAGGAGUGUACUGUGCUAAUGAUUUACAAUUAUGUAGGUAAAAAGGACCAUGAUGAGAUGAUAGAAACCAUGUUAUGUAAAGAAAUCUCAUAUGGAUUGAUAUUUUUAUUGACUACUGUAAUGUUUUGGUCCACUUUUAUUGACUACUGAAUGUCACAGUCCAAAUCAUAUAGAUCUGUCCUGUACAUAAUAAUUUCUAUAUAGCUCACCUUGGGCAAUGUUUUUCUUCCUAUUGCUUAUCUAAUGUUAAUUCCAGGUAUGAUGGAUAAAUCAAAGCUAAGUAGCCUAAACAAAUAAAAAGCUGGCACUGCCAACUAAAGCUUCCCAAACUGAACACAGAUAAAAAAAUAUUAUUUAUUUCAAAAAGUCAACAAUCCUAUGGUUGGAGGGACAAAUAAAUAUGUCCUGGAGUCGCUCGAAUAAAUACCUGUGUUUAUGUUUAAUAAUUUAUAGAGAGAUAGUAUCAGGAAAUCAAAACUAAAAUCUAUUCAAGUAACAGUGAUCUUGACCUGUGACCUCUUGUUCGAAAGAUCAAUAAGUGUCUUCCCCUUCCCUAAAUCUUUCAUCUAUAUAAAUGUCAUCCCAACAAGCAUGGGAAACCAUUUUUCAUUUUUUUAUAUACUUACUAACAGUGACCUUAAAAUAUUGACUCCAAAAUCAUUAGCUGAUUAAAAUUGAAAACCAUUGUUCUAGAUGCAUGGAGGGAGGAACUAUUGAACAAAGCAAAUUGUUAUUUGCUCCUGAAUAUUGUAUUGGGAGCAUAAUAAAAGUAAAGCAAAUGUCUCAUUACAUUACUGUCAAACAGAUGAAUUGUUAUAUGUUAUCAAUUCUAACCAUUUGUUACAAGUCUGAAAUGUAAAUUAAAAAAAUAUUUUUUCAUUACUUUGCAUCUAUCAAUUCAAUACGCCCAUCAUGUAAUAUUUAAUACUAUAUAGUGUUUCUAAUUCCAGAACAUGUUUAACAAUGUUAGAUAUUAUGAUGGGUAUAUAUUUUGUGGACUUAUUAUUGUUUAUUAUGAGGAAACUGUGAUCAUGUUAUUAUUUUUGUCAUAUCUAUUUUAUUACAAAUUGUUAUUUCUUAUUCAUGUGUAUAUUUUCAUGCAGUAAAAUUAGAUUCUCACUUAA